AUGACUACCCUUAUCCUUACAAACAUCAUAUAUACAAAAAAGUCCAAUGUUUUACACCUCGAAAAAUCUAUUAAAUUUGGAAAUGACGAAUCUUUUGACGAAGGAGGAGAAAUCAUGGAAAUUGAAAAGAGUUUCGUCCCGUUUCCACCUAGACCAAAGGAGUUCUCGAACAAAAUUAGUGGAAUUGUGGAGGGAAAUAGGAUACGAAGAAAUUUGUAUCUUAUAGAAUUAGGCUUCGAACUAAGCAACAAAGGUCGUUAUUUUCAACAUCGAAUGGGCCUUUUGCCCGCCUAA
Funneliformis mosseae is the source of this 294-nucleotide messenger RNA. NCBI's taxonomy places the organism in Eukaryota, Fungi, Glomeromycota, Glomeromycetes, Glomerales, Glomeraceae. The record is from the annotation of a GenBank genome assembly.